UCCCUCCCUCCCUCCGCCACAGGCUCUCGGGCGCAGGGCCGUGCAGCGUGCAGCCCCAGGGCCUCACAAGACAUCGGCAUGAGCUUUGCGCUGCUUGCGUAGAGUGCAACGCAGGGCUGCAUCCUGCCGGCAUGAGUGCUGCGCUGGCUGUCCGGAGGAACAGGACCUGAGCAGUGGACUUCAACUUAUGAAUGGGUUUCUGCGGCUGAGGUCUAAACAGCAACUGUCUCUGGCAGCUGAGCAAGAACAGAUUCUGAAACAAAGUAAAAUGCAGGCAGAACUUAACUGGCAGCAGCUCUGUGAGAAUGCUGAAUGUAAUUGGUAUCAGAAACCAGAGGAUCCAACACACAGCCUAUCUUCAUCAAGAGAGGAGAUAUUUCAGUAUGGUGAUGAAAGUUCUCUGUGUAAAUAUAUCCCUGCUUCGGAAAUAAAAAAGCUGCAGGAACAGAAUGCCAGCCUUCGGGCUGCUAUUGCACAAAUGAGGAAAGAAAUGGAGAGUCUUGAUGAGCAGAUGUUGUCUUCUCUUCCUCAAACAGAAGACAGACAGCUUGCAGAGCAAGGUUCAUUGAGCACAAACAAAAUUUCAACUAGAACCACACUGAGCAACAUCGAAGUCAGUUCAAGUAAGUUGGAUUGUAUAGUAAACCCAGACACAGAAGAGGGGCCAGAACCCGAAGUUCUUGAAGAAAACAUGGUUACUUUUGGACAACAGCUACCUGGUGUAGGUACUGGUGUUGAUUGUCAAUAUAGUGUCAAACACACUCUACGAGGAAUGCAAGAUAAACUCAAGGAAGCAGCAAGAAAAAUUUCAAUUCUGAACCAAGAAAAGAGGCAGCUGAUUGAAAUGGGAAACGGACUCAGGGCAGAACUUGGAAUGGUGUUAAAGAAAGGAGUCUGGCAUCCUGUUAGCUCUAAACACUGCACAGUUUGUAUUGCCUCUGGUAGUCUUCUUCCAAGAGAACUUGUCAAAAGAACACAGUGUCAGCUAUCAGUUCUAAAGCAUCUACAGCACAGACUCACAACACAGGAGCUGCAGUGCACAAAGCAACAGCAUCCUUCAAGAUUCUCUUCUCUUACUGCCUGCCCUAGCUUAAAGGAAGAAGAAGCUCCAAGCAGCUGUGGAGACGAAAGAGAAUUACCAUGCAGUGAGAUACGGGAUCAAGCCUUCCUCUACUCAGUCCUCAAAAGAACAGCAGCCAGGGUAAGCCUGCUUUGUAAGCAGUCACAAUAUUUGACUCUUCUGGAAAUGUGGAAUUAUGGUCUAUUAUGUCAUCAUUCUUUUACAUACUGCUCCUCUUGUCACAGUCCUGUGAUCAGAAUCUGAAUUAGUUACUUGAAGGGAAUUUCAUGGUUGCCAGCAGAAGUAAGAAUUAAGAGGAAUGUCUGUAUAGCUGUCUGGUUUAAAUGCCUUCAUUGCAAAUACUUCUUCACUUUUAUUAAGUACUCCUGUAAAAUGCAACUUCUGUUUUGAUAUAGUCUGAAACUUAGCUGGGGCAGAUAUAAAUGUGUCUGUUUGAAAACUGUAUGCUUCAUGUGUUGACAAGUGACUCUUAGAUCAAAGUGUAAUUUGUAAAUCCUUGCUUAAUUCGCGUUUUCUUGUCUGAUUUAUAGCUACAAUACUACCUAGAGCGCUAAGACCUAAGAGCCAAAGGUGACAUCACAGGCAUAAUGGUGGUAUAUGCUGUGGGGAUUCCCUAGAAUUUUAUAGUCCACUGCAACAAGUUGAGAAAGGAAAAAAAUAGAAGCAGGCACAAAUUUUUACAUAUGAAACAGUCUUUACUUGUGAGACAGUGUGAGGGUUAGGAUGACAGGAGAAAGUAAAACCUAGGUCAUGAACAUGAACAUGAAUUAGUGUUACACUUCUACAAAAAUCACUACAUGUUCUUGGAAAUUUUAGUGAGAACAGCAUUUGUAAGAUAUGUGCAGUGAAGUGUAGCCUCUUUACACAACAAGUUGUUAAGGAACUUUUUAAUGACAGCUAUUAUGUUGAGCAGUGUAUUGCAGCUUAAUGUUACAUAUUUGAAAUUAUUGGUCUGUUCAUGAAGUAAUCCUUCAUUGGCUAAACUUUGGGAAACUAACUCCUGCUGUAGGACAAAAAAUAAUGGACUUACAUUAUAAUAUCAGAAAAAUAUUAGGUAUAGCUAAUAAUGGAGUAUGUUCCCUAGAGGGAUCGUACACUUUUCUUUAUAGAAGAUAAUUAUAAAUAGGCAAACAUUUCUCCAGGAUGUUCCAGUAAAAGUGGGUUUUGCUUGUUUUUAUUAAAUAAGAGGUGUAGCUUUCAAUAAGUUAUUUUUCAAAAUGCUGGAGGGCUUAUGUGAAUUGAUUGGGCUUUUUGCCUUGAUGUUAUUUUCAUCAUCAUCAUUACUCCUGAGAUCUGACAGUAUCUGUAUAGCAAUGUGGCAGCCAUUUAGACUUUUUAAAUGAACUGUAUUACCAUUACAUAGAUAUUCGUAUGUGAUUAAUCACAUACAGACUGCAGGAACAAGAAUGCAGUCACUGUAUUCAGGGAAGUGAUUUGUUCCCCUAAAUCUGAUACUUGUGAGGCCACUGUGUCCACCUUUGGACUCUCUUGUACAAAAGUGUGACAAACUGGAGACCAGUGGAGAGCCACUAAAUGGCUGGGCCAUGGGAACACAUUAAACAAGAAGAGGUUUAGAGAACUGGGUUGUUAAGUGUGGAAAAGAGUAGGUGAAUGGUCAGACUGGUGCUUUUUAACUACCUGGUGAGGAAUUUUAGAGAAGGGAACCAGACUCUUAAAGAUGCACAGUGAAAAGUGGCAAUGGACACAAGUUCUGUCAAGAUACAUUCUGAGCAGGGAGUGAUAAGCACUGUGACAUUUCACCCACAGGUCCUAUCCAGCCUAUGUUACAUCUAUUUUUAAACCAGUGUAUGGAGGCAAUUAACCAUCUUUAGUAGCUGACAAGAAAAAAUAAUACUUAAAAGGGCUUUCAAAAUGAAGAGUGGAUUAUAAGUGUAUUUUUUCACAACAGCAGUGCAUUGCAGGGACAAAGUAAGGUGCAUUGACAGACCUGUAGGACUGGAAUGGACAUCAUGCUGACACUCAUGAUUCACGUGCUUUUUUUGUGAGGCUAGGACUGAAAUAGGAAGAGUAUUUCAGGCCAGGCCUAUAUUGACAGGAUAAGCAAAAGGAUGUCUUUGAAACAUUACUGAUAGUGCUGUGCAGUUUCGUGCUGUUGUAUGUGUGGUGCAACCACUCUGGCAGCCUUACAAGGACAUCAGUUUCUUAAUGUCUAGAAAUUUCCAGCCACUGUUGCAAAACUUAAUGUAGAUUUUCGGGGAUCUAGAAAUAGCAAAAGGGACAGAGGAUACUGCCAACGUGGAACAAGUUAAAUGUGAAUCAAUAAGGGAUAAUAUUUUCCUAAAACCAAGUUUAAUUUGAUCUCUGCAACCAGAUUUAUAUCCACCAGAGUGGAACUUCUUACUCAGACAUGCAGGCCCUGAAAUACUGCAUUGCAAGAAUACAAUUUUUAAACACUCUAUGUGCUUAGCUUUCUCCUCCAGAAAAAGGUGUCCUUAAUUCCACUGGACUGAAUUCUGUAUUUCAGAAAAAAAAAAAGUGAAAGCAGAAUCUUUCUUUUUUUUUGGAACAACAUCACCUUAGAAGCAUUAUAUACAAAAUUUUCAAAUUCUGCUUCUAAUUGUUAGCAGAGGCUUGUAUUAUUUUUCAGGCCUGAACUAUAGGAAUUAAUUCAAUCUUUCCUGUUUAAAACCACUCACUUUAAUUUAAUAUAUUCGUCAAAUACAUUGUUACAAUGGAUAGAACUGUCAUUGAGACAGAGUGACUUGGAACUGGGCUUUCAGGUACAAGCGACGCACGCAGAGACUUGGAAGCUCAGUGUCACAAAAUGAUUUGCAGCAAAGCACACAAGUUAGUUUGCUUAUUCAAUCCUUUUUUUUUUUUUUCCCAAGUUCAACUCUGUCCAAAUUGGUAACAGCAGUAGAUGUGUUUUGUGGGAAUUUCUGGUGAAACAGAAUUGUCACUUGAAAAUGAUCUUUCUGAACGUGUUGAACAGUUUCAUUUUUUUCAUGUUACAUGUGCAAAACAGCCUACUGGCACUCAAAAUGGUUGGCAUGUCAAGUAAGCCCUGCAAUUUGCUGUAUUUCCAAUAUAUUACACAAUGCAAUGACUAAAUCUGUUUUGAAGAGUUAAUGACUACAUCUUAAUUACUGAAGUGGACUGUUAUAUACUUUAUUCAUUUCACCAUCAAAUUCAGACCUUGUGUAAGCUUCCAAGCAAGUCAAAAGGCUAUUUUAAUUUUCUCUCUCCUUACUCUACCUGCUAAUUUUCAGUUUAGUGUAGAAAUUAGAUUGAUUUCAUAGCUUGCAUGUUAAUUCUGCAGAUAAGUAGAACGAAGAUGUUUAGAAGGAUUAUAAGUCCCUUCUUCAGGUAUUUUUAUGGUUCUGUAUUAUUGAAAGAAAAAGAACCUCUUAGAGAUAGACAGGUAUAAGCCCUGAUGAUAUUAAAAGGCUGCAUAGGAUGCAUGGGCUGUACAAAUAAGAAAUACACCUCUAUAUUUCUUUAUUUUUUAAAUGCUGUAUCCCAGAGGUUGAGAGCAGAUGGAGAUUUUGAUUGGUGAUCCACUUCAUUUGCACCUUGAAUGCUGAUGACAAGCCACCCUCAAAGGAAAGUAGAGCCUUUUUUGAUUUUAGAGUAAAUGUUAGGCAGGAGGAGGGGAAGAUUUGUAAAACAUUUAUAAAAUGGAAAUUUAUUUUCUUCUAUUUAUUUUAAUAAACUUUCUGUUUGCUAUUGAACAUAUUUACUAGUUUUUUCAGAGGGGAAAAAAGCAAACAUCACCUAUUGAAGUUCAGCUGUAAUACUGCAUUUAGCAUGAAGUCAGUACUGUGAAGGGUUCUGUGUGGUAGUGUGAAAUGCUCCUUAUCAGCUCCAAUCAGCUAUCCUUGGGUUAGCAGAGGCUGGGGGCACUACAGGGGGAAUAAGAGUGUAAGGCAAGCUGUGUCCCCACUAGUCAUUUGACUUAUACAUAUUUAGUGUAGAUGAAACGUUGUAUUUUCACAUCCCACAACACAUUUUUGAGAAACCCCACCAUCACAAGUAUUCAGAACCCUGUCCUCAGUUUAAUAAUUUGGAUUUACAUUUUAGCCUAACAAAGAACAGGAGUGAGCUGCUUUGAGGUAAAAUAACUUUUUUUAUUUACUACUUGAGCUUAGAUAGGGGAGUUUCUUGUACUGUAAUUCUCACUGUAGCUUGCAAAGCUCUGUCGUCUGAAAUUCCACACUUCAUGGAUCAAAAGUUAUCUUAAGUGUUUCCACACUAGACAGAAUUUCAACAGCUUUGACAUCACUGACAGUUCUAAGAGCAAUCCAUGUGGGUAAAAAGCUGGCCAGAGAAAGAAUCUGGUAAAAUAUUAACAAACAGGAACAGUGCUCUGGCUCUGGCUUCAUUCCAGCUCCAAUCAGAGAAAAACUCAUGAUCUCUUUUCUGUGUUACAUAAAACUUCAUCUUUGAAGUGUUUCACAAAUAUUAACUACGUUUUCUUCAUUUCUAUGUUCUUCUCCUGAAUAGGAACUUGUUUGAGUUGGUGUUCCUUAGGAGCACUGUUACCCAUAAGCAAAUAUCUAGUGACAAAUUUCUUAAAUGAAACUUCCAUUUGAGGAAAUUUCAGUUUGACUAUACAACAUGUCUGCAUAUAUCUCUUUUAUCCUGAGGAAAAAAAAAUCUAUGAAUGUUUGUUCAUUUCCGACUGAAGUUAGCACACAUCAAAUGGAAGAUAUGUUAAACAUUUCAAUACACUAAACAUUUAGUUCCAUUUUCAAAAGCAGUUUAGGUGCUUAGCUAUGAUCUUGCUAGCUGUGGUCACUUCUGAAAGUAAGUUGAAGGAUUGUAAAUUAGGUGUGUUUUUUCAUUGGUGUGCAAACUAAGCUAUGGCAUUUUAAAAGUAUUUCUAAUUCUGGGGUAUUGAUUCUUUAUAUUUUCCUAAUUUUUGGAACUAACCUUACAAGUUUGCGGUGGUUGAUUUUAAAUUUCUGUGUUAGUACACACUUUUGAUGGUCCAAAACUUAAAAAUAGCCAUGUAGAAUACUUGUGUUCUGUGCUAUUAUUCCAAAUACCUAACUAAGUAGCCUUUACUAGUUACAACUAUAGUUUUUCUACUAAUGACAGGAGACAAGCAUACAGAAGUCUUCACAGGAAGGGGUGGAUGCAUGUCAUGCAGUGGUGCUUGGUUACUUUGCCUUUGGAAUAACACAGUUAGGGCCUGCCACAUUAACUUCUGAAAGUCAUCCCCCUGGGUGAAUACAAAAGGUCCAUGAAAACUGAGUGAGUGUUUUAAAAAACAGACUGUCUGUAAGCAGUGUUAACUGUGUGCUAUGGAGCACUGGAUCUCCUCAUUCCUGUUAUUCAGACCACAAACAAGAAGUAGUAUUAUUCUGCUGCUGUUCCUGUUCAAGACAGCAAUCUUUGAAGCAAUACCUUUUAGACACUGCUGCCUGCACUUUUCUAAAUGGUUGAUGUUGUGCAAUUCUGCUUUCUUACCUGCCAGAUGUGGGAGAGGUAUUCUAAUGAUUAAAGUCCAUUUCCCAUGCAGGAAAAUACACCCAACGAUCUUCAUGGGCUCAAGCAUCCUCUUCCAUACCUUCUUCAUCUGUAGGAAACCACUAGGUGGCAAGCUGAACAACAGUAUUUCGCAUCCACAGCUCAAGAGUCCACUGAGCUUUUGUCACCAAGCUGAUUCAGUGCAGAGAUCACACACACACGAGUGAACAGCUGGUUCAAGCUAAGCCAGUGUAUAAAAAUUAUUUUGAAAAGUGUCAUGUUUUGACAUGAGCAACAGCGUCAUGCUUUGCAUAGAGCUAUAAACCUUCAAUUGAUCAAUUCAUCCUGUAGUUCAGGAAUAUGUUGUAAUUCCUUUGAUGUAGAAUUUUGUUUAGACUUUCUACCAUGUUCAAUUGGCUUUGAAAAUUUACCUUCUCCUACUAGUAACUGAUCUUUGUCAUUUUGUGCACCUUUUAUUCUUGCUGUAAUUGAGUAGUAUCUGGGACUGCAGACCAUGAUGCUUAUAAAAUGAUACUAAUACAGAAUACUGUAGUAUUUGUAGUAGUAUUAAUAUAGUAGUAUUUUAUAUACAGGUUUAUUACGACUACUUCUGCUGUCCGCUUUGGCUCUCCAUAGAAAAUCUGAAGUUAAAGUCUCAAUGCCUUGAAAAAUAAGAGUUAAGUGGCUGGAGUCAAACACCUGUAAAUAUUACCUAUAGUUUACAGUGAAUAAUGCAAUUGAACAGUUCCACUUAUCUUACCUGAAGAAACCUGUGAUAAGACUGAAGUUCAGUUAGUUGGAGAUAAUAGUUUUUGGAGAAUUAUGUGAGAACUGCAAGAUGGACUCUGGUAUUAGGACCAGUCCCACUGCUUCCUAAACAAAGAUGUUUCUUUUUGAGCUAGUCCUUACUGUAAAGACAGAUAUUUUAGAUAACAAAACCAAAGAUGUACAUACUAAAUGCUUUCCUAAGUGAAAGAAGAUUGAAAAAACACCCAAAAGAUAAUGGUAGUAAUGCAGCUUUGUCAAGCCAACAGAGUUACCUCUCAAAAUGGAGAGAAGGGUAAACUUUUAAAAUAUAAUGUUUUAAAACAGCUGAACAGAUAGGUAGUGCUUGACUUGAACUGUUACACUGACCUUCCAGCUGUCAUCCUCUCUUAAGCAGUCUGAUGCUAAUGGAAAAGGAACAUGUACAGAUGAAGUGAGGAUUGAGCAGAAGAUACUGUGUUAUACCAUCAGUAUGGCAAGCCUUAAUGGACUGUACUGGGUUCUUAUGUAAAGAAAUGGUCCUGGUAAUAUAAGAUUUUGACAAUGUGGCACUAUGGCAGCAGUAUAUUUAGAGGAAAAGAGUAAACCAGCUCUCUUCAACUAUCCAAUCUCAUAAUUGAAUACAAACAUAACUAUAAAGUAAUUUUCUGUCUGUUU
Messenger RNA from Passer montanus (Eurasian tree sparrow), 7936 nucleotides. RefSeq names its product coiled-coil domain containing 57 (gene CCDC57). The coding region runs from base 188 to 1324 and encodes 378 amino acids. NCBI's taxonomy places the organism in Eukaryota, Metazoa, Chordata, Aves, Passeriformes, Passeridae. The record is from RefSeq and is a predicted model, not a curated record. The transcript has 8 exons.